Siniperca chuatsi (mandarin fish) is the source of this 5868-nucleotide messenger RNA. RefSeq names its product spindlin b (gene spinb). Gene Ontology annotation, biological process: gamete generation. The record is from RefSeq and is a predicted model, not a curated record. The coding region runs from base 511 to 1296 and encodes 261 amino acids. NCBI's taxonomy places the organism in Eukaryota, Metazoa, Chordata, Actinopteri, Centrarchiformes, Sinipercidae. The transcript has 7 exons.
UCGGUAUUCCUUUGUUUCACAAAACACAUCGCAUCAACAUUCGCGCUUUUACUUUGAAGGCCCCGCCGCCUCGCUUCCGCCCUCCCCUCCAUUUUAGCGCGGCUAGCUUGACGCAGCGGAGAACCAAACGGAGGCAGAGCGGAUCAAUUUGGAGCCUCGGCGGUUGAUCGGGAUUAUGCGGCGACACUGAUUACUGCACCGGCUGAACGCACGUUUCCUCAUCGAGCCCAUCAGCUGUGACGUCGCCUCAGCGUCCAGGCGUUAGUCUGUACCCGGCCUGUAUGCAGCCUGUCCAGGGCCCGGCCUAAUUCCUGGUGCACCUUCUUCCCCGCCACCUCCUCCCUCCUUUCCCUACCCUCCUCCCUCCCCUGCCCCCUCCUUCCAUCCUCACCCCCUCCCCUCCCCUGCCCCCAAACGCACACUGACCCCGGCCUGGUGUCACGCACACCGACUCCCAGCGUUUAGCCUGGACCGGCGGCCUGGCUGGCUGCCCCCCCUACAGGUGGAUGAAUGAAGACCCCAUUCAAGAGCCCCCCGGCCCCGCGGCCCCGAGCAGACGGAGGACACUCAGGCGUGUCUGCAAACAUGAUGAAGAAGAAGAACUCGCACAAGAAACAGAGGACCAGCGUUGGUCCCAGUAAGACUCUGGCUCAGCCCAGAAGGAACAUAGUGGGCUGCAGGAUCCAGCACAUCUGGAAGGAGGGCAGUAAGUCGUCCCAGUGGAAGGGGACGGUCCUGGACCAGGUCCCCGUCAACCCCUCCCUCUACCUGAUCAAAUACGACGGCUUCGACUGCAUCUACGGCCUGGAGCUGUACAGUGACGAGCGGGUGGUGGGGCUGGAGGUCCUGCCCGACCGAGUGGCUCCGGCCCGCGUGAGCGACUCGCUGCUGGCGGAGACGAUGAUCGGGAAAGCGGUGGAGCACAUGUUCGAGACGGAGGACGGGCCGAAGGAGGAGUGGAGGGGGAUGGUGUUGGCUCGAGCUCCCAUCAUGACCGCCUGGUUCUACAUCACCUACGAGAAGGACCCGGUCCUCUACAUGUACCAGCUGCUGGACGACUACAAGGAGGGAGACCUGCGCAUCAUGCCCGACUCCAACGACAGCGUGGCGGCGGAGCGGGAGCCCGGCGAGGUGGUCGACAGUCUGGUGGGCAAACAGGUGGAGUACGCCAAAGAGGACGGCGGGAAGCGGUCGGGUAUGGUCAUCCACCAGGUGGAGGCCAAGCCCUCCGUCUACUUCAUCAAGUUUGACGACGACUUCCACAUCUACGUCUACGACCUGGUCAAGACCUCCUAAGACCAGAAAACCUGGUCCGGGACCCCCAAAAAAAAAGACUUACCGAGACCUGCCUAGACCCACCUAAAACCCCAUCAAAACCCCCCCCAGUGAAUAAAAACUACAGCUAGGGUUUAAAACAUCCUGAGACUCGCUCUGAUCUGUGGAGACGCCUGAGACCGAUGAGAUCCAUUCUUUACUCUUUGGUUUAUGAAACGCCUUAAAAACAGGAAACACGCAACGAUUAUGGGAGUCCGGCCCCCCCACCGAGACUGAAGAAGUACAGACCCGCUUCCAGUCUUCAGAAGACUCACUGAGGUGUAUCCAGUCAUUUAUCGCUCAUCAGAUUUCUUUAGACCGUUGAGAUGCUUCCUCUGACAUCUGCUGAAACACAAAACUGGUCCAGCCGCCCCCCAGAGAAGACCAGCGACGCAGUGAAGAACUGAAACCUGUGUUGUUUCACUUCAAUUUAGGAACAUUUGUGGCGACAACAAACAAACUUUAAAUACAAAACAAAACAACAAAUCUGGUUUAGUUUGAAAACUUCUGCAACCUGAGACGUCCAGAGACCUGCGAGGACACGAUACUGAGACCACAAGACGAAACCAAAAGGUCUCCAGGGUCAAAGCAGGUCUGAAACCAUUUACAGAAACAGAAAGACCUCCUCCUCCCUCCCCCCCCUCUUUCCUGAAACCCUGUCAGACCGUUUGAGGCGUCUGUUGUCAGAGGAGGAGGAGGGGGCAGGUCUGAGGCUGCUGGGGUUAAUGAAGGGACGGGACUUCAGGAUUACAGGGCCCCCCCCCCCCCUCUAGAUGAAGUGAAAGCCGAACCAUCGUCUGGCCUCCGUCAUCUUCUCCAUCUGCAUUUAUAGACGGUGUAAGUGGACACACGGGAGGAGCUGGUGUCCAAUCACAGAGCGUUUCACUGACCCCGCCUCCCUGCAGGUCACCUGAUGACGAACAGAGACGCUGAGUGGAACAGCCUGAAGCACACUGACUCUUCUUCUUUUUCCAUUCUUUUUAUCGUUUGUCUUCUUCCUGUUGAUUCCUACAUUACCCAUAAUGCCUUUUUAGGUUUUUACAUCAGACAGCUGGAGAGGCUCAGGUGUCAGAUGUACGAGCUCGCAGAGAAAGCGUCGCGUCGGCUGCAUCAGUUGGUCCAAAGUGGCCUGAUUAGCAUCGUUAGCUGUCCUCGUGAAGCCGGCUAACUGCUCGUAGCGCUCGUGGUCGCCCAGGUUCAGUUUGAGUAGGAAUGCUAAUGAUGCUAACAAGCUAUUUUCAAGUUGAAUUAAGAGCGAAACUUUCAAACUUCCCCUCCCUUUUUUUUGUGAAUAAUCCAGUCUGAGCUCUUUUCUGUUGAGCGGUUUUAGCUUUUUCUUCGUGUCGUUACUUUCUCUCCGUUAUUUAAACAGUUUCUGGUGCAGCUUCAGUUCCCGAAGUGUCAACGUGAAGGUUGGACUCGUGGGUUGUUUUGUUGUUGUUUUUGUUGAUGCUCCAGCUGAUGUUUCACACCUGAACUCAACAUGUUUGAUAUUUGUGCCAAAAAAGGUUUUCAAAAAAAUGCUGAAAUAUUCCAGACCCUUGAUUUAAACCAGGAUGACAAUGCUAAUCAAAUAUAUCGGCACAAACUUUUCAUGGACUCUGGUCCAGAUGAGAAUUAGUUCAGCUCAAACUGUGUUUUGGGUAAUCCUCUUGUUGAGAUCAAUAAAAAGAUCAGUUAUUGAUACUGUAUGUCCAGGAUGUGUUUAGGGUAACACUCUGCUUUAACCCCCCAUUUAACAUUUCUAAGCAGUAUGUGUUGUUGCAUUUAAUGAAUGGUUUAUAACACGAUAAUAAGCAGAUAGAAAGACAUUUUAAGUGUUUAUUAAUGUAAAGUAUUUGUGGAUAAUUAUAACUCUUACUGCGAAGACGUAUUUUAUAUUAUUCCAGCUGUGUUUUACUAUAUUGUCCUUCAUUAUGUUGAUACAGCAGCCUCCACAUCUGUGUGAGUGUAAUAAACACUUUAGAUCUGCUUACAGCGACAUUAUAGUGUGUUAUAAACAUUUAUUACACGUUUAUAUACUGCUUAUAGAUGCUAAAUAAGGGGGGUUAAAAUGAAGCGUAGAGCAGCGACUGGAAGCGGGGGGCGGAAUAUUUCCCGAAAUGUCUGAAUGUUGCUUUAACGCCCCGAGACAGCCGAUCGGUCGGUCCGGAGUUUAUCGGCCACACGUUGCUCCGCCUGAGUGAAGGUGUUACUGAACUGCAGCAGGCGCCACGCCGCCCCCCGCCCGCCGCCCUCGCCCCGCCCGAGGCAGCGAGGGUCGGUUCAGCUCAGGCACGGAUGUGGUUCGUUAUGGACCAGACCUGCUCGCCGGGUUCACCUGUGUUUUUCUAAGAAUCUGUCCCUCUUCUUCUUCUGCUUUCAUAUCGACGCGCUGUGUAGUUUCUCCUUUUGUUUAUAUGUUGAUAUCAGCGGGCCUUGAUUUCUUUGUGUAUGACCUCUUUGGUUUCCCCUCUCGUUGUCCUGUGGAUACUGUAUAUUACCCAGAACUUGUGUCCCGCCUGCAGCUCCACUGAUCCGGUUGGUUGGUGGGAUUAUUUUUUCUCUAACUGUACGCUGACUGAUAAAUCUCUCUCUUCCGUUAUGGAAAUAAAGCUUUGCGACUUCCUCCCUGUCAGUCGUUUUACAGCUCGCUGUAAACGCGCCCGUCCUCUCUAACGGUUUCAGUCGGGGGGGGGGGUGCUCGUUCACCUCCCACGAUCCCGUGCUCUUAGCCGAUGUAGCUCCGCCCACCACAGUAGAUGUGUAGACAUCACUAGCAGUGACAUUAGCAUUAGCGCCACCAGCCGCGCUGCCUGAUCCACGUGUCGUGUGUCUGAAGAGCUGAAGCUAAAUGUGUUUCGUUCAGUUCUGAGGGUUCUUGUUCUGAUUCGAGAACCUAGAACUCACCUGCGUCGCCGUUCUGGAAUCUGUUGUUUAAACCGUAGCACACGCCCUCCGCCUGCGGCUGGGGUCCAGAGCUCCUUCUGCUUCUCCUUUUGGAAAACUCUUGUUCCGAGUCUAGAAUCUAAAAUGUGGAACGUGUCCCAUCGCAAUGCGUGCAACAUGUUUUUGUUUUUUGUUGAAGGAUGUUUGGUUUCCUUCAGUUGACAGCUUCAGAUUCUAGAACACGGAGCCGUGCGUUCUCGGCGUGGAACCCGCCGCGUUCUGGUUCUGGUUGGGAUGUCCGCGUCCUCGUCGCAGUGAGUUCCAGAACGUUUUUCUCAGAUUUGAAGUCGAGCAUUUAAGCACAUUCAUUGCGUUUUGGAACGCGUCCCUUCAGAAUGUGGAUCUUCUGAAGGAGGGACACGUUCUCACGUCCGGCAGCAGUUCGGAUUCUAGAACGUGGAACGUUUCGCCACACUCCGUUCCGUUUUUAGAAUCUUUCCUGAAACGCACGCGGCUGCAAAUUCUAGAACACGGAGACCAGAACGUUCUAGAACCGGCGCGUUCCGGUUCCAGAACUCGUCCGGUUCUCCGCUGAAAACGUAUUCGGAACGUCCCGGCCGCAGAGGACGAAUGAGGGCUUCGGUUUUAUUUUGUGGCAUGAUCGUAAAAAUGAUUAACAUAACGGACUUUGUUUUCUAGAGACGACGACGUGUUUAGCGUCCCGGGGAUCUCGGCGUUACCAGAUUUCACAGGAACGCAGAACCCGACGGGGAGGCGGGUUCUGUUUCCAGCGCCGACGCUCCGAGAGAGCGGGUGACGUUUCAGAACGGUCCGGGCGGAGACGCUCGCCUGGUCGGGUUACGGAAGACUUCCCGGCCCUGCUCCCGCCUCCGUUUCCUCUCCUGCGUCUUUAACCUGCCGUUACUCCCGUCACCGGGGGAGACGCCUGGACGGCGUUGGGACGGCUCGUCUUUCAGCUGCUGGCGUUCGAUUAACCGUUACGGUCGACCUGGAUGUUGUGGGAGCGUUACCCACAAUGCACCUGGCUUCAGGCCCAUGAACCAUGGGAAGUAGUAAGACUCUUGGGAGAGGGAGGGAGGAGAGGGGGGACAAAACCAGUGUCUGGGUGGAUCUGCAGCCUCCAUGAUGUGGACGUCAGUAGUCGUCUGUUCAGGAGCCGACACGCCGUUCGUAUUUUACAGAGUGUGUGUGUGUGCGUGUGUGUGUGUGUGUGUGUGUGUGUGUGUGUGUGUGUCGUCGAUCAGCCCUGUUCAGAGCAGUGUUGUUUUUGCAUGCCUAUAUUCUAGCUCAGUGUAAAUCGAUGUGAGUUGCAUGUCCGUGUAGUUUUCAGUUGCUCAGCUGCCGUCUGUCCGUCGUGGCUUUGGGUGCCUUUCGUUCUUUUCGUUCCCUGUUUUAUUUUGUACCGUGCGUCCCAGAGGCUGCUGUUUUUGGGGUUAUUGAGCAAAUAAAAAAUAAAAAAUAAAAACAAAGAGUAUCUUCCUACAAACAGAACUGACAGCAGUUGUUAUCAUGUUGAACAGUUGUCACCACAGGCGUGAUGACGGGUGUGAAUUCUGUUUUUGGGUGGAGCGUCCCUUUAAAGAGUGCCAACUACAGAUGCCAGUGUUGUACAGCCGUGAAACGCUCGCACUAUUUACUAAAAUAAACCAUUUCUCUGUUUUUUCA